Messenger RNA from Hemiscyllium ocellatum (epaulette shark), 6780 nucleotides. RefSeq names its product death-inducer obliterator 1-like. Gene Ontology annotation, biological process: DNA-templated transcription; apoptotic signaling pathway. NCBI's taxonomy places the organism in Eukaryota, Metazoa, Chordata, Chondrichthyes, Orectolobiformes, Hemiscylliidae. The record is from RefSeq and is a predicted model, not a curated record. The coding region runs from base 200 to 6574 and encodes 2124 amino acids. The transcript is spliced from 17 exons. Gene Ontology annotation, cellular component: nucleus.
ACGUGGGUAGUUCGUAAUGGCGCUGUCUCUCCGGCGGAGCCUGCUCUCGGAUUGAGGCAGCACUGCCAGCCGCGUGUCGGCUUUGAACCGGGAUUAGGCCAACGCCGUCGUUACCCCGGAGUGUCGUCGAUAAACAGAAGACACAAACCAACUAAAGCCUUUCUGUUUCCCCCAACCAGAACACAUUGUGGAUCUUUUUAUGGACAUCUCGGAUUCUGUAGGUCAGUCUCUGCCUCAGAAUCAUUUAAACCUCCCCGAAGAAAGUUCUUUAAUCAGUAAUCUGGACUUGUCUCAAGGUAUUGACACCGCAUUGAAAAUGCUGAGCGAUAAGGAUCCGUUGUUGCCAUCCUCCAGUGAACCGUUCAGAUUGGAGCUGCAAGCAGAUGGUAGCGAGCAGUGCCAGCUAGACACAGCAGAAGCCCUAAGGUUAGGAGAUGUAGGUGCUGUCAUCACUGCGGUGGAGGAAGAUGAACAUGACCGAGCAUCUGGGCUUCAAGAAUCUUCUCAGAAUAGCAGUAACUCAGAGCCCAAUCCAGUUCAACCUAAUAGAAAGUCCCCCCGACUCCAUACACCAGUAGCUGUGCUGGAGAGUAAAGAUGAGAACAAAGACCAACCUGCAAGAAUCAUCCACCCAAGCAGUAAGGAAUUUAAAAAGACUUGGGGAUUCCGUCAGACAACUAUUGCAAAACGUGAGAAUGCUAUGGAUGCAGAGAACUCUGACACAGCUCUGAGUGAGAACUCGGACCAUUUAACGCCCUUAUUGAGAAGGAGCAGGCGACAGACUCAGAGAUCUGCCAGAGUUCAGGAAUUUAUUUCAGCAGCUCAGAAGCGCUAUCGCAAAAUGUCAGGCCUUGAUGAUGGUGAAUGUGGACCCAAUGCAACUUCUGAGGCAGGAACUGGCUCUGAUGGUAGUGCAGAUGUAGAUGAAAAGGGCGUUGGAUCUCUAGACAUGGCCUUGGACAAGGGCUCUGCCAGUGUAUUUGGAAGAACAAAUGAGAUGGCUAACUCUGAAGAUAGCAGCACCAACAGUGACAGUGAUGAACUUACACUGAAGGAACUACAGAAUCAGUUGAGAAAGCAACGUGGUCAAGAGCAGCCUGAUUCACCACAGAAUGUACUCAAAGGACAGGAAAUGUGCACUGAAGAAAAUCAAUCCAGAAAAGAAUCAAAGUCUACAGUCACUGCAAAAGCUAAAAAGAAAAUAAUAACUCCUGUAAAGAAAAGUACUAAAAGUGGUCCUCCUUCAAAGGACAAAGAAUCAAAAUCACCAUUAGAUGUUAAGUCGGAGUCAGAAGAUGAUGAAAGUUCAACCAAUCAAUCAGACAAUGAGUACAAUGAUCCAGAUAAAUUAUAUUGUAUAUGUAGGCAACCACAUAACAACAGAUUUAUGAUUUGCUGCGAUCGCUGUGAAGAAUGGUUCCAUGGUGACUGUGUGGGAAUUACAAUGGCAAGAGGACGCUUACUGGAACGCAAUGGGGAAGAUUACAUCUGCCCUGAUUGUAGUCCAUCUUCAGGCAAAGGUUCAGGAACCACAGUAAUGAAAUCUGGUCAACAGGAAAGUAAACCAGUGCUGGCGAGCAAUGAUGACCCCAGCUCAACAGUCGAGAAGCGAGAGGGAAACGCUCCUACUGAUCAAGGAAUAAAAGGCAGGAUUGAGAAAGCAGUCAAUCCAAGUGGCAAGAAGAAAAUUAAAAUAUUUAAGCCGGCAGUGGAAAUUCCUGCAGUACCAAAAUGUAUUGGGCCUGGCUGUUCCAACCUGGCCUCUACUGACUCUGUGUACUGUAGCAGUGACUGCAUACUGAAACACGCUGCAGCCACUAUGAAAUCACUCAACCAAGCAAAGGAUCAGAAACAAAAGCCAAAAGGAAAAUCAAAGACUGAGAAGGUGACUUCAUCCAAGUCCCUUGCAGAGGCAAGUUCGAAACCUCUAACAUUGGGUCCAAUCAAAGCUGAAGAAUUUAAUGCGAAAGAAUUUCCGAAUAAAAAAUUGGUGGUAUUGGUCCAUAAGAGCCCCGUGCCGCCACAAAAAGAAACUGUGUCAAGCAAUAUUGCAGGGACUUGGACGAUUGAUCAUAAUUACAACGCUGUAAAACCUGAAAAGACUCUGAUGUCCACUUCAGUUUUUUACAGAUCGUUGACUCCAAAGGACAAGGCAGCUGACUCCAAGCAGACUGAUUCUGAAUCUCUCGAUGAACAAACUCCUGCAACUUUGCGAUCUGCUUCCUCAAAGCUAUCAGCUACAGCAACAAAGCAACCUGCUGGUUCAGUGGAACAGCGUGUUGUACCUAAACGAUCUACUCCACAAACUUCAUCAAAACAUCAAACUGCAUCUAAACAUCAAACCUCAUCAAAACAUUUAAUUUCAACUAAGCAACAGACUUCAACCAAACAAAGCAGCACUGGGUCAGAAUACCGAAUACCAUCCAAGCAUUCUUCUUCUGCAGCCAAACACACUGUGCAUUCAUCUGAGCAACCUCCAGCUAGAAAAUCAGCUGAUAAACAACCAGUUCAACCUUCAGCUCCAGCUCCAAAAAACACCAGCCAACUGUCUAACCCUCAGAUUCGACAUAACAUCCGUCGGUCACUUAAGGAGAUCCUCUGUAAAAGGGUGAAUGACUGUGAUGACCUUGAUGUAACUGAAGAUGCAAUUGGAAAAAUAGCAGUGAACAUUGAGAAGGAGCUCUUCACCCUAUUUCAAGAUACUCACAGCAAGUACAAGAGCAGAUACCGCAGUAUUAUGUUUAAUUUGAAGAACCCCAGGAACCAGGGUCUCUUCCGCCGUGUUGUACGAGAAGAGAUUGUUCCAUUCCACCUGGUACGUAUGAGUCCUGAAGAAAUAGAAUCGAAGGAACUCGCAGUUUGGGAAGAGAGAGAGAGCAGAUCUGCACAAGAUCAAAGUGAAAGAUUGCAGCAUGAAAGCAAAGGUUCAGUCUUGCUGGCAGCCGACAAACAUGAAAUAGAUAUGGAGGAGGCACCGCCUAUGUCAGAUGCUGAUGAGCAGGAAGAUAUCCGUCCUGCCCAGAAGACUAACCAUCCGCUACCUGACAUCUUCAGCAGCAUGCUUAAAGACACAACGGAUGAACACCGAGCUCACCUAUUUGACCUGAACUGCAGAAUCUGCACAGGAAAAGUUCAAGUCUCAGAAGAUGAACCAAUGCCUAAGAAGCCGAAAGUGGUAACCAAAAAAGCAGAACCAAAAAUGAAAUCGAAGACUGAUGUGAGGCGUCAGCAAGAACAAGGCAAAGCAACAGUGACUGUUUCAACACCAGAAGAGAACUCUGGUUCAAUCCAAGGAAUUACCUCUUUUCCCUCUCCAUCAAUAGUUACUACAGCUACAAAUGUAGUUACUUCACAGCCUACUUCAGAAUCUGUCAGCAACUCAUUCAUAUCACCAGCCACUAAUCCAACUGGAGUUAUCAGGACAGAGAGAACAUCUGUCACUAUAGCUUCUUUGCUUACCACCUCCAUUAUCUCUAAGUCUACAUUAUCAGUGUCUUCAGUUGGUACCACAGGUUCUGAGAGAGUGAUGGGGAGAACUUUUGCUGGUGGAAAGGAGGAAGAGGAAGCACCAAAAUCCAUUUUGGCAUCUGCAGCUCCUAAAUCUAUACUUACAAAAACAUCAACAGCACCUGAGCAAAACUAUACAGUAUCAACAACAUUAAGGGUUUCAGAGGCGAAGACCCCAGCUGAAUUGGACACUUCACUGUUCCUGUCUCACCUGGAUGCUAUUUGGAAGGGAUUUAUCAACAUGCAUGGUGUAGCAAAGUUUGUCACUAAAGCUUAUCCAGUCUCUGGGUCGAUUGACUAUCUCGUAGAGGAUUUGCCAGAUACAAUUCACAUCGGUGGUAGAAUUUCACCCCACACAGUCUGGGAUUACGUAGGAAAACUGAAGUCAUCUCUUUCCAAGGAAGUCUGUCUAAUUCGGUUUCACCCAGCCACCGAGGAAGAGGAAGUCACCUACAUCUCGCUGUACUCCUACUUCAAUAGCCGGGGACGCUUCGGCGUGGUGGCAAAUAACGCCAGACACAUCAAGGACCUCUAUCUAAUUCCGCUUGCUGCUAAUGACCCGAUUCACUCCAAAUUAUUACCUUUUGAGGGCCCAGGGUUGGAGAAGAGCCGCCCGAACCUCAUCCUGGGCUUGGUGAUCCGGCAGAAAGGGAAACGCCGUCCGCUGGAACCGGAGCCCGAGCCCGAGCGAGGGGACACUGCCCCAGCCGAGGACAAGAGGAGCCGGCUCGUUCCUCGGGAGGAGUCCCCCGUGCCGCCGGUGCCAGCCAGCAAGGAGGGCAAGCCUGGCCGGGCUCCCUAUGCAGAGGGGGCAGUGGCUGGCACUCCCCCGGGCUCCCCUCCGUCUGAAGCCGAGGCAGAAGCGCCGCCGGCCGCCUCCAAAGCCGCCGCCGCGCCCCCGGCUCCGGGGAAGGUGGCCAACCCUCUGCAGCACAUCCUCCAGACCCUCUUCGGGGGCAAGAAGAGUUUCGAGAAGGUGCAGGAGCCGAGCCCGGAGCCCGAUGCCCAGGCGGCAGGAGCAGCGCCCCUCCUGGACCCCAUCGUGCAGCAGUUCGGCCAGCUCCAGGAAGACAAGCCCCCGGAGCCCGAGGAUGAUGACAACCGGCCGUACGACCCGGAGGAGGAGUACAAGCCCGAGGCGGACACCCCGUACGACCCGGCGGACGAGACCAUCCUGGAGGAGGCGAUGGUGCCCAUGGGCGGGGAGGCGGGCACUGGUGAAGCCAAGGCCAAGGGCAUGGAGCUGGGGCCCGAGCUGUACCUGAGCUCCUCGCUGCAGGAGCAGCAGAAGAUGCUGGAGAGCCUGAACCAGCAGAUUGAGGAGCAGACCCGGCAGGUGGAGGAGCAGGAGGAAGCUCUCCGCCAGCAGAGAGCGGCGGUCGGAGUCUCCAUGGCCUGUUUCUCGGUCUCCGAUGCCCUGAUGUCCCCUCCGGCCAAACCCGCCCCUUUCAAAGCCGAGAUCUUCGAGGUGCCCGAGCCCGGCGUGGGGCAGUUGCCAGGCCUGGAGUCCACUGGCCUCUCCCAGAUGAUCGACCAGAGCAGGGACCCCCGCCAGGCUGCCGUCAGGAGGCUGGCUCCUGGCCGAGCGGCCGCGGAAGCUGUAGCCCUCCCGGUCGAUCAGACCGCCGCCACUGCACCUUACAACAGCCCCAGGCUCCAGGAGGUCGCUCCCCAGGAGCUUCCUGCCCCAAGCCAGCAACACGGAGAGGGGCCCAGCCCCAACCCGCCAACCCUUUGGGCCAAUGAGGAGCCCAGGGCAACGGUGGAGGCCCUUCAGCCCCCCUUGUCCCAGGAAGCAUCCCCUGGGCCGGGCGGCCUCUCCCAGCCUUUCCCCCUGGUGGAACAGGCUCCUUUCCCAGCUCUUCAGCCUGCUCCCAAAGUUCUGUUACCCACCCCCACCCUGCCCCCGCUCCUAGGCCCCUCUUACCCUGGGGAUCGGCCCGCCUUCCCCUCACCUCCACGUGGCUCCCAAUCUUUUGGCAACUCUCAGGAGAAUUUCCACCCCGGGAACAUGCAGCAACCCCUGGGCCCUUUCCCAAAUUUCCAACAUCCCAACAACAGCCAACACCUCCCUCGGAAAGGAUCGGAUUUUAUCCGGGAACCGGGACCCGCUUUCCAGAGCCACAAACCCAUGCCCCUGUUCCCCAGAGGGGCUCCUGUUCCUCGAUACCGCUUCUCAGGCCAGGGCUUCAACCAGUCUCCCCAUCCCAUGGGAAACCAGUCUCCCCAUCCCAUGGGAAACCAGCCCCUACACCAAAUGGGAAACCAGUCUCCCCAUCCCAUGGGAAACCAGCCCCUACACCAAAUGGGAAACCAGUCUCCCCAUCCCCUGGGAAACCAGCCCCCCCACCCCAUGGGACACCAGUCACCCCACCCCAUGGGACACCAGUCACCCCACCCCCUGGGAAACCAGUCGCCCCACCCCAUGGGAAACCAGCCCCCACACCCAAUGGGAAACCAGUCCCCAGCGCAGCAAGAAUUGCACUCUGCUCCUGGCUCGGGCCUGAAGGACUCUGAGAGAUUGGGCGGUCCUGGCCCAGAUUCCCGGGACAGAGAGAGAUCACGGCCAUACCCCGGCAGGGGGCGGGACGGCCGGAGGGAACGGCCUGAGAACCGUUAUCCGGCCGACCGGUUCCGCAGGGGAGAGGAGAGGAGGAGAGAUCGGGAAUAUGGACGGCCCUGGGAGCGAGAACGUGGCCGAGCGUGGAACCGGGACUGGGAGCGGAACAGGGAGAGGGACAGGAACAGAAGCAGGAGCAAGGAGAGAGAGCACGACCGGGACAGGUACCGGAGGAGGGAACGGGAGCGGGGCCGAGACAGAGAGCGGAGCAGAGACAAGGAGAGAGAGCGCGGAAGAGAGAAGGACCAUGAUAGAACUAAAGAGAGGGAGCGGCGAGAGGGCAGCGGGAAAGCCAGCGAACAGGACAAGGAGAGGGAGCGGCGAGAGGGCAGCAGCAAGAACAACGAGCAGGAGAAGGGGCGAGAGGGCAGGAGCAGCGAGCAGGAGAAGGAGAGUGAGGACAGUAAGAAAGCGGUGGCGGCAGACAGCACAAAGGCAGCAUCGUGAGGCUGUGUGCUGGGGUCCGGCCACUCCGAGCCUGCCCGGAGAGGGACAGACACUGGGCACUACCCUCCGCCCUCAACCACUUGGCCCAGUGCACGGUUCCACAGUGUCUGCGGCUCACUACAAAAACAAAACCAGUCGCGAUGUUCUCAUCGGGGCGAGUUCUCUUUAAUGUUUCUGAAAAUGAGAACCUCCCCCCCCCCCCCCCC